AUGGCUUCAUCAAAUAGGCACUGGCCUAGUAUGUUCAAAUCAAAACCCACCUACACUACCAAUCAUCAAGAUCACCACCAAUGGCAGACUACUCCUCAUCAUCAUGCUCCUCCUGCCACCCUCAAAUCAUACACUUCUGGAAAUGACGAAAGGACCCCUGAACCAAAGCCAAGAUGGAACCCUAAACCGGAGCAAAUCCGGAUCCUGGAGUCCAUUUUCAACUCAGGGUUGGUGAAUCCUCCAAGAGAUGAAAUCCGAAGAAUCCGAGCACGGUUACAAGAGUACGGUCAAGUCGGCGACGCCAACGUCUUCUACUGGUUCCAAAACAGGAAGUCAAGGAGCAAACACAAGAACCGUCACCUUGCUAAGUCGCAAACCAACCAAACUCAGUCGGUUGCUACCAAGGCGGUGGCAGCAACCACCUCGUCUUCUUCGUCAUCUGACAAGUCAUCGUCUAAGUCAAUUGAGUUCUUUCUGAACUCCCCUACUGUUUCGGUUAACCAACCCCAAACCUUUUUUGCUGGUGGGGCUCACAGUCAGCCCCACCAGCAACAGCAUCACGGGGAGUUCUUUCAAGAACCUUACUUUUUCCCCGUGGGCCAGACACAACAACAGGCCCCUUCUCCUACAAGUUUCACACAAGGGUUUUGUUUUUCGGAGCUAGGAAGUAUGAUUAGUAGUCGAGAAAAUCAUCACCAUCAAACGGUCGUUAGUAGCUCCGAGAUGUUACUUACUGAUUUGAUGAUAAAUCAUCAAUAUGGAAACCCUUCUAAAAACAACUCUAAAAACAAAGAAAUUGAAGAAGAAAGUAUCAUGAAAAUGUUCACUACUCCCUCCACUUCUUUCACACCACCACCACAACCACUAACAAUUCCUAGUAUAACUAUUGCUCCAUCAACAACUAUCAAUGAUAUUCAAGGUGUUGAAGAACUUGAAACCGGAAAAACCAUUGUGUUUAUCAACGAUAUGCCGUUUGAGGUGGCGGUUGGACCGUUUAACGUGAAAGAGGCGUUUGGUGGUGAUGCGGUGCUAAUCGAUUCAUCCGGGCAGACGGUGGUGACAAAUGAGUGGGGGGUCACAGUCCAGUCCCUUCAGCAUGGUGCAUUUUACUACCUGGUGCGACCUGCUUUCACAUAUGAUCAUAAUGCUGCUACUACUACUGUAGAUUUGAUUUAG
Messenger RNA from Erigeron canadensis, 1176 nucleotides. RefSeq names its product WUSCHEL-related homeobox 9-like. The coding region runs from base 1 to 1176 and encodes 391 amino acids. The transcript has 4 exons. Lineage: Eukaryota; Viridiplantae; Streptophyta; Magnoliopsida; Asterales; Asteraceae. Gene Ontology annotation, biological process: regulation of developmental process. The record is from RefSeq and is a predicted model, not a curated record. Gene Ontology annotation, molecular function: DNA-binding transcription factor activity; DNA binding.